Carcharodon carcharias (great white shark) is the source of this 4837-nucleotide messenger RNA. Its product is annotated as stanniocalcin-1-like. The record is from RefSeq and is a predicted model, not a curated record. Gene Ontology annotation, cellular component: extracellular region. Gene Ontology annotation, molecular function: hormone activity. The transcript is spliced from 4 exons. Bases 131 to 904 code for a protein of 257 amino acids. NCBI's taxonomy places the organism in Eukaryota, Metazoa, Chordata, Chondrichthyes, Lamniformes, Lamnidae. Gene Ontology annotation, biological process: intracellular calcium ion homeostasis.
CAUAAAGUGACACACACACACACACACACACACACCCAUCCAUCCAGAUACACACUGAAGCUGGUGCGAGAGAGAGCAGAGAAAGAGGUGGACGAGCUCAGUUGACCUGAUCACCGACUCGUCUGCAGCGAUGUUCCACAAAUCAGCUCUCUUUGCGAUCCUGGUGUCCGUUCAGCUCGGUGGCUGGUCGGCUGCAGAUGAAAUAGCUCCACCUGUUGAGGAUAAGAACGACUCUCUGCCAUCCAGAAGGAUGAGAUUUUCCGCGCAGAAUUCAGCUGAGAUCAUCCGGUGCCUGAACAACGCACUCCACGUGGGCUGUGGGGCAUUUGCCUGUCUGGAAAAUUCAACCUGUGACACCAAUGGGAUGUACGGUAUCUGCAGGUCCUUCCUGUAUAACGCUGCAAAGUUUGACACUCAGGGAAAAGCAUUCGUCAAGGACAGUUUGAAGUGCAUCGUUAACGGAAUCACUUCCAAAGCCUUCUUCACCAUUCGUAGAUGCUCGGCUUUUCAAAAAAUGAUAGCGGACAUUCAGGAGGAGUGUUACAGGAAACUGGACAUCUGUACAAUGGCAAAGCAUAACACUGUGGCAAUAACAGAAGUCAUUCAGCUCCCUGCGUAUUUCAAAAACAGAUAUUACAACAAGCUGCUGAGGAGUCUUCUGGAAUGCGAUGAUGAGACAGUGAACGGCAUAAGAGAGAACAUGAUGGUGGGCUUGGGGACGCAUUUUUCUGGCUUCGUUCACCUGCUGCAAAGUGACCACUGCUUGUCAUCACCACAGAGGACCAGCUUCAACAGCCGGUCAUCCAGCGAACACCAAAAACUGCGCGUCUUCCUCCGGAAUCUCAAUGGCCAACAGGCAGCCGCCCGUCUGGGCACAAAGCUGACAUCGGCUGAGAAUGAGUGAUAAUGGAGGAGGGUAAGGAAAGGAUGCCUGGACCUGUCUGCAGAACCAAGGUGUUCCCAGUGUAAUCCUUCCAAUUGGUACUGUUCAUAUCAUGGCAGCUAACAGGGAGCAAGUGCCCAAAUCCAACUUGAGCAGGAGACUAACUAGUGAGCAGUAAGCAUCAAAGUGCAAGCUCUUUAAACUGGCAGAGAGUAACCGAGAGUCAGAGCAUCUUUUUUCCUUAGAGAACACAAGCCAAAUACAUGUUGGUUUGAAUCCAGUCCAGGUCAAUUAUCAGCAUUAAUAUUUCCAAAUGCCACUCACUCCCUUUAUCUUUUCCCCCAGCAAUGUUAACCUUCCAUCUGGAGCAGAUGAUGUGAGAUGUUAGACAACUCCGAGUAGCCACUGAAGCUGGCUGUGGGCAGAUAUAUUCGGAAUAAAUGAAUAUCUCUGCUUGAACAGUAGGUACAGGAAUAUUACAUAUAGAGUAACUCUUUCGAGUACAAACCCGUUUCCAUCUGUUUCAGAUGAAGUUAAUUGUUUCAUAGUUUGCCAUUGUGAGAUUUGAACUCUUGAUCCAGCUCAGCUAUCGCCGGCUUUCAGCCUUAUGCUGGACCUGGCAGGUAGUUGAGGUCCGUACUAUUUGGGAAAAUCUCUCCGAGAGCUUGUCUCACCAAGUGGACGGGUGAUUUAAUUCCACAAUCCAAGUAGAGACAGUCACAUACAUUCGUGUUCACGAUCCAAUACCUCCAGGAAGUCAAGCUUUCAUCAGAGAUUGGGUAGCACAAACUAGCAGAACCUUGUCUUAUUCUCUCUGGGGGUUUUUGUUCAUGCUAGCAGAUAUAAACAUCUCCCUUCUCUGCCCACUAUCUUGAUCCAAUUCUUAGAAUCAAGCACAGAAGACAACCAUGAGGCACAUCCUGGCUGUAUUGGCUCUUUGGAAAAGCUAUUCAGUGAGCCUAAAUCACCCACUUUUUCAUUUUCAGGCACGUGACAAUAUAUCCAGUUCCCUUUUUAAAAUUACUGUUGAAUCUGCUUUCAACACCCUGUCAGACAAUGGAUUCCAGAUUAUAGGAACUCACUGCCUGAAAAAGUGUUCAUUCUCACUCGGCAUUCGUCCGAACUCUUAAUUAUCCCCGAAUGUGCGAGAAGGCUGGUGUGGCUCGUGGAAGCAUCAUACUGUAGGAUGUCCUCUGUUCCACAGUGAAGGCGCAUUAUAAGCCAUGUAUAAAAGGGGAUUUCUUUAACAUCUCAUACUCAAUGCUGCAUCAAACCCAGUGAAAUUCUACACCUUAGCAUGUAGCACUCUUAACUGACUUGGCAAAAAGGAGCCAGGAACAAUCAAACAUUGUUUUUGGAAUAGAUUUAGAAUGCUAAGGAAUCCCUUGCCCCAGUUAUAUUGCUUUGCAGUUGAAGGUUCUGGAACAUGUCCAGUCCCAUUCCGAACACCUUGAUGUUAAGAAUCAGCAAAGAUCACCCUUCAAAACACAACAAUUCUUUGUUUGAAAUUACACACCCAACAGUUUAAAUGUAAUUUCUUUCCUCCAAAUGGUUAAGGGGGUGAUCUAAUCUUGGUGUUUAAGAUGGUAGAGGAAUUUGACAGGGGAGACAAAGAAACAUUGGUGGAUGGCAUUCCGAAUAAGAGGGCAUAAUCUUAAUAUGAAUAUGGACAGGCCCAUAUCUUAGUAACUAAUCCCACAGAGAUAAUCACGGACACAUCGCAAUACUCCAGUAGGAGUAGUAAUCACAAAACACAUCGCACGCAGGGAGAAUCACAGAAUAGGAUAGGUGGUGCUUACAACCAUCUCGACAGCCAAGAUUUCAUAGACAUGGGGAGCAAGUUACUUACAGGAAGAAAAGAAAAGUUGUGUUCGUUGAACUCAUUACAGCCCGAGCAAGAAUAAAAAUGUCCUUUCAACUCAACAGCAAAGACAUUACACCAACAUUUUGCAUGCAUCCUCCUUCAGAUUUUCCUGAUCUGAUUGCAGGCUAGGCCAGGCCAGGAGAUGGAUGCAGAGAUGGAUGAGAUGUGAAGGUUUGGCUGAGCGAUGCUAAUGUUGUUCAUUAACCAAAUCCUUAGGACACUUGGAAGAGCAAUUGUACAAUACCUUGGCAGAGACUGGGCACUUAGAGACCCUGCCAUAGUAGCUUCUCAGAAUCUGGGAAUUCAUGGAAUGUUGAGGAUAUCCAUGUUUAAUCCUGCUUGCCCUACCCUGCCACUAUGUAGAGUAAUUGCCCCUGUCACAAUACCGUUGGCCACCAAAGGGUUGGAUGGGGCAAGAUAGAGAGAAAAGUAAUGGUUAACCAGAGAAUAUAAAUGGUAAAAUAUAAGAACAAGAGCAAGCAAUUUAACCCUUUGAGUCCAUUGCACCAUUCAGUGAGAUGAUAGUUGAUCUGUGACUGAACUCCAUACAUCUGCCUUUACCCAAAAUCCCUUUAUUCCUUUGGUUGACAAAAAAUUGUUAAUCUUAGAUUUAUAAUUAGCCAUUGAUCUAGCAUCAACUGCCAUUUGGGUGACAAGAGUUCCAAAUGUCUACCACUCCUAAGAAGUCUGCUGAUUUCACUCCUGAAAGUCAAAUUUUUUGACUACAGCCCCAAACCCUGGACUCCCCAGCCAGCAGAAAUAGUUUCUCUCUCUCUAUCCGAUCAGUUCCCCUACUUUGAUCAACUCACCCUUUGACCUCUCAAAUUACAGGAAAUAAAACAUUAGUUUGUGUAAUCUCUCCCUAAACUUUGACCCUUGGAGUCCAGGUAUCAUUUAUGAAAUACAGGCUGCACUCCCUCCAAAGUCUCUAUAUCCUCCUUCAGGCAUGGUGCUCUGAACUUCACCAUAAUCCAGCAAAAUUUCCUGAGUGCUUCAAAUGUCUGUACUGUGGGAGGGGUGAAGCUUCAACAAAAUAUUUCAACAAUUCUUUUCUAUCAAGCUGAUGCAAGCUAAGUAACAAAUACAUGAGGGACCGAUGGUAAUGAGGUGGUCACUGUCAGUCUUGAUCGCGUACCAGUUUCUUUAAGAAAAGGUUAAUGCAAAACAGUCACUCAUGCUAAUGUUUUGCUGAGAGGGUGGCUUCCCUGUUCACAGUACAGACUAGGGUCAUCCUUAACCAAAAAAAAAACAAUUGUUGCUUUAAGGUUUGCAGCAGUUGCUCCUGUAAGCUAGCCAAUAAUAUGACAAAUGCCAUGGACAGGUGAGGAGCCAUCCAUAGUUAUCCUCUUGUUCCAGAAAUGCUCAGAAAGCUGUCUGUCCACUGACACCACCCCACCAGAGCCCUGCCAGAAAAAACUGCUUGUGGCGGUUGACCAGGGUGUGAACCAACCCCCCAAAAACCUCCUCCAGGGUCCAUUCAGCUUGUUACUCUUUGUGGAUCUUGCUGUGCAAAAGAGUGACCAACCCUACAACAGCCGCUGUGCUUCAAAGCAACUAAUCAUGCACAAAGCAUCUUGAGCUUUUGAACAGGACACAGUAAGCUGCUUGAUUCAUGCCAGCAUCUGCUUUCUGAUAACAGACUCACAUUUCCAUGGGGUGGAACCACAAAUUAAUUCCCCCGCAACCCCCACCAAGUACCAAGGUGAAAAUUAUGGAUGGCCCCAAACUCACUGAGACACCAAAUUGUCAGGUGGAGUCCAAACAUAUUUCUAGGAUAUUCUAUGUUAUUUAUUUUUAUUUCCUAACAUUGUCAUUUAAGUGGUCUGUAUUUUACCUUGUGCCUUGAUUCUCGAUGCAUCAGCUGCACGAUUUCUUACUGUGGGUUAGUGUUUGCACUCAAGGCUUCCUGAAUGUUGUCCGUUUUGUAACUAUAUGUUUGUAACUUAAGCAUUGAAGUUAUAAUUACAUUCAUUAAUAUGGCAAACAAAUUUUUGAUGGCUCAUCAUGUUAUUUCAUGUCAUUUCAAUGCCUUCCUCACUCAGAUUAUAUGCAUUUAACAAUUCCACAAUUAAAAUAUACAUUCAUCAAGA